AUGAGAUUUGGUGAAGGUGCUAUUUGUUACUUUACUAAAGUUACUAGAGUCAAGGUAAUUUUUGAACACCCACCUAAGGUGGAACUUUUGGCGUGGAAGGCUUUGCAGGAGAGGUUGGCCACAAGGUCAGUUCUGAUGAGCAGAAAUAUUGUGGUAAAUGAUGUACUAUGCCCUUUUUGCUCCUUGUUUCUGGAAACACCUAACCAUUUGCUACUUCACUGUCACUUUUCUUGGUGUGUUUGGUCUCAAGUAUUGGAUUGGUGGCAUACUAAUUGGGUGUGUCCGUCUUCGAUAGCGGACCUCAUGUGUGGGUGGUUCGACAACAACUUCCGUAAAUUGGAAAAACACAUUUGGGAAGUGUGCUUCUAUGCAACAAUCUGGUCCAUUUGGAUGAUGCGGAAUGGCUGUAUUUUUAAGAAUGCAACUUCAAGCUCAGAGGAGGUGGUGGAUAUUAUUAAGUUUAGGGUUGCGAUGUGGAUUAAAGUCAAAUUCAAUGUUAGGAUGUACACUGUGGAGGAUUUCAAAAGAUUUUUAGAUGGCAUUCGAUCGCUUAAUUUGUAA
Molecule: messenger RNA, 561 nt
Organism: Rhododendron vialii
Lineage: Eukaryota; Viridiplantae; Streptophyta; Magnoliopsida; Ericales; Ericaceae
Exons: 1
Coding region: 1-561 (186 amino acids)
Source: RefSeq, a predicted model, not a curated record